GCUGUCACAAGUGGCAAUUUCAUGAAGCUCCGUGAAAUAACCUAAUUAUUUUCUUUUCUAUUAUUUAAUUAUUUUCCCUUAUUGUAUCUGUUUAAAUUUUACAUAAAUUGUUUCUCAAAGUGCCGAUGUUGAUAAAUAGUUAGUUCGCCAAGUGCAAGGUGAGUGAGGAGGUGGAGAAAAACGAUGUGAAAUUCGCACAAAUUAUCCGUAUGAGUGUAGGAAAUAUUGUUCGCAAUGAAAUCUCCGUCGAUACCACGAGAGCUUCGUAAUUCUUUAGCUGUUUAUUGUUGCUUCCGUAUUGCUAAUCUCACCAUGUUUACACGAACGGUGUUUCAAAAUCCGGCGAUUUGAGUGUGCCGGAAGAGAAUGGAGUUUAGGAGUAAGAGGACGAACCAGAAGGAUUCUUUUUACCAUGAAGCCUCAUUAUCGUCAAUUUUCGCUAAAUUGACAUUAACAGGCCUUUUUCUAAUUGCCUUCUGAGAGGAAAUUAGGUGCAAAUUUUAUUGCUUCCAAAACGUCCGCCAUAUAUUUGGGGUGUUGUGUAACGAAAGUUGGGGUGACAAAAAAUUGUUUGUUGGUGAAAGAAAAAGAACUUUCGUUGCUUAGUAAUUAAAAUUUCAUAUUAGAAUUAUUUAAAGAAAAAAAUUGUUAGAGGCGUUUUCUGACACACGUGUGUAACGUUAAUUGUAUAUGAAUUAUACUCAAAAUAAUAAUUAAAUAAGGAUUGACGCAAUUGGGUAUGAGUGUACCCCCUGUGGAGAAAUUUGAUGGCUACGAAUGCAGUGGACCCAGACCACCAGUUCCUGGCGGAGAGUGUCGGCCUCACAAGAUGACUGAAGGUCUUCCAGGACCAUCACAGGAAUCCUCGUCGCCACCAUACUUGAAAUGGGCCCGCACACUUUCGAGCCUCCUUGAGGAUAGCGAUGGGGUUGAAUUAUUUAGGCGCUAUGUAGAGACAGAGGGUGGUGUUCAUGCGGAUCGUCUCAAUUUUUAUUUUGCCUGCGAAGGUCUCAAAAAGCAAACAGAUCCGGAAAAAAUUAAACGACUGAUAAUUGCAAUUUAUCGAUUUUUACGGAAAAGUCUCCUCAAAAUUCCCGAAAAUGUCGAAAAUCUCGUGAAAGCGGCUAGACACAAUAAAAUUCAACUUGGUGCCAAUAUUUAUGAUCAAAUGCAAAAAGAUGUUGAGCGGGCAAUCAACGAAUCCACCUACCUGCACUUCCUCAAGUCCGAAAUUUAUUUGGAACAUGUUAGAGUUAUGACAAGUACCGGCGGUACGAGCGCACAGCCAAUACCUUCGGCCUCAAGUAGUUCUGGUGGAUCUGAACAACUUACACGAAGCUUCACCCUUCCCACGCUUCAUGAGGACAGUGAAUUAACUCUCGGUGAGGCGUCCUGUGCGAGUGGUUCACAAAUUGGGAGUCGAACUCCUGCAGAUGUGCCAAUGAGACUAACGCGUGAUGCUCUGCUAGCUACGGAGCAGCGACGUCUCGAAAUUCGUCCAUCAGGAGCGUUUGGAUAUCGCACGUACACCAACAAUUGCGACUCAUUCUACCCUGUGUCGCUUCAAGAUUCUGAAAUACAAAGCUUUAGUUCGGGACAAACGGAUUCCGAUACAGCGUCAAUUUCCACCUCAAUGGAUGGUAGAGCCUAUUCCCAGCGACGGCAGAGUUCCAUGGAGAAUCGAGCCAUUAGACAAAAUGCCCUUACGAAUAAAGAAGUUGACUCAAUACCGAUUAUUCCAAGAACACAUCGAAUGCAUAGCAAUAAACAUUAUGGAAUGAAACCAGAAGAACUGAUACGAGAUCUUAUCCCGAAAUUGGAAGCAAUUAGAAAAAAGCAAGAUUCGGAGGAGCUUUUUGUCAAAAAGAUGCAAGAGACUGACGCACCUAUAAAUGAAAGAGCUCUGUCCUUUCAGGCAGAAUUGCGCGAUGCCAUUCGGGAAAAGCUCCCAGUGGACGAUGAUAGUGAUCAAGCAAUUCUAGAUCAGCAUGUUCAGCGCGUUUGGUCGGAUACACCAAAUCGUUCUCCAGGUACAAAAUCUCCGGAUCCAUUGGCGCUCCGUCGGCGUGGAUUUGAAAUAAAUCCCGGAUAUGGUAUAACACCACCGAUGAUGAUGAGUGAAGGAACACUCGGUGGGGGAAGUAGUCAGACGUCAAUGAGGCAUUCGCGAUCGAUGCCCGAACCGAGCUCUAGUCGCCGUUCUCUCAGCAAUAAGUGGCCAUCAAUGCACACCGACAGUGGCAUAAGUCUCUUUUCUGGGGAUUUAACAAUGAAAAAGGAGCAAAGUUCGCGUAAUUUCUCGCGUGUUAUGGGCAUAGAUUCGUCCACAAUGACCACGAGUCAAUUGGAAGAGGCACGAAGAAGACUCGAGGAUGAAAGUAGAAGAUCUCGAAGAUACUCACAACACCCGCCUGCAGGACAAUCAUCACAGCACCCAUCCACAUCACUCUCGUCCCAUCCGUCGCAUCAUCAUCUCAAAACUCAUGAUUACACAAUUGUUGUGUUUUCAUUUUGUGAUGAAGAAUUUCCAUAUAGGACGAAAAUACCCGGAUUGCAGCCCACUCUCAAGCAAUUCAAGGAGUAUCUGCCGAAGAAAGGAAACUUUAGAUUCUUUUUCAAGACUGCAUGCGAAGAUCCCGAUAAUCCAGUUAUUCAAGAGGAGAUUGUAUCUGAUUCAGAAGUCCUUCCACUUUUCGAUGGGAAAGUCAUGGGGCUGGUUAAGCCAUUUGAGUAGUGCUUAUAUGUCCAAGUGAAUAUAUUAGAGUUAAAAAGAAAAUCAAAAAAAAAUGAACGUUAUGUGUGUUUUACACAGAGGGAAAAAGAUAUCAGCAAAGCACAAAAUAAUUCAAAAAUUUAGUGUAAAAAUUGCAAGAAAAAAAAAUGAGUAGCAAUUUUUCUAUGGACUGCCUGCAAUAAAUGUAAUAGCAGUAGUGGAAAAAAGAAUAUUUUUUUUUAAUAUUGCAAAAUAUGGACUUUGCGAAAUAAUCUUAAUUUUUUUUUUAUAGAAAAAAAUCAAAUUAGAAAGUAAUUUAUUUUAUACAAGAUAUAAAAGUUGAGUUUCAGUGAGAAAAAAUCAAAAAAAAAAUUAAGAUCAUAAGGUUUUCGAUAAAAUGUCGUUUUUUGUAAAACGAUAAAAAAAUGAAUAAAAAGUGGAUAUUAGAAUGUAUAAUUUACGAAUAAUUGAAUUUGGAGAACGAAAAAAAAAUUUUGUGUCAUUUUCUUGCCCAAAAAAAAGUUAAAAUUUUGGCAGCUUAUCUCUUUUUUCUAAAAAUUUAAUGUAUAAUGUAUAAUUUUAUGUAAAAGUACCAGAUAAAGUGCCUUCUCUUAAAUACGACAAAAUGUUACAAAAUUAACAUUAAAAAAAAUUUAUACUUCAGAAAUGAAUUUAAGAAAAAAAAACAAAUAAUUGUAAAAUGAGAUAAAGUAAGAAAUUGUAGACAAAGGAGUUUAUCCGUUUUUGUAUGAGAAAACUCUGUAUCAGUUGGAAAAUGCUGCCAACGAUUUGCUUUUAAAAUACAAACAAUCACGUUACUAAUGUAAGACAAAAAACACAAUGGUGACGUCAUUGUUUGCUUUUUUAGGAAAAUCAAUGAAAAAUUGGAAAAUCUCUUUGAGAAUUUCUCAUUCAUUUGAGUGAGGGGUGUUUUCAUACAGAAACAAAUAAAAUCCUCUUGCAACCUUUUCAAAAUCAGUGAAAAAAAUGUAUGUUUUACUACUCAGUAUUAUUUUUAUGUUUUCUUCUGUAUAUAUAUUUUUAUAGUGAAAUGACUAAUCUACUAAAUUAUUCUGUUAGAAAAUUUGUAAAACCUGUAACUUGAGUGAGAGAAAAAAAGGAGAGAGAAAAUGUCUAUCCGAAACUAAUUUUAUUUUCAUGUAAUUCUCUAAAAUUUAGAGAAUUUCUCUUCUAACGUUGAUUCUUAAAAUUGUAAUUGAAGAAUACAUAUUGCAGAGCACCACUGUAGUAACUUUGAAUAAUAAAAGAAAAACAUUUAAAUUAAAGCUCAAAGACUCUCUAAUAGAACAUUUUCUCCCCCAAAUAAAUUAACAAAUUAAUGCUUAGUUUUUUUUUAAGAUGUACAUAAAGAUUUAUUAUGAUUUUUCAAUGUUGAUGCCAUUGAAAUAAUUUAAUUUGUAAAGUGAAUCAAAAACUAAACACCUUAUGUAGCAAUUUUAGGAUUUAGUUAGAACACUGUACUAUGAUAUUUCAAGAAAAAAAAAAGAAAAAGUUCAGAAAAUUAAAGGUAAAAGUCUGAUGAAAGGAAAA
This is a messenger RNA of Lutzomyia longipalpis, 4264 nucleotides long. It is a transcript of the gene Axn, whose product is annotated as axin. Gene Ontology annotation, biological process: negative regulation of canonical Wnt signaling pathway. The transcript has 12 exons. The coding region runs from base 740 to 2734 and encodes 664 amino acids. NCBI's taxonomy places the organism in Eukaryota, Metazoa, Arthropoda, Insecta, Diptera, Psychodidae. The record is from RefSeq and is a predicted model, not a curated record.